UAUUGGUAUUUAUGGUCUAUGGGGCAAGUAACUAUAACCCAAGAUCGGAGAGCCGCCCAUGAUUAUAGAUUUCAUACAUUAGUACAUUACAGAAUAUUUAGCGGCAUAGUAGUAUCAUUCUAUAUACAAAGUUUAUUGUUUGAUACAGCUCCGUACUAAAAUCUAAGCUAAGUCCUUAGUUCAUACACAUAACAUCGAAUUAACAUUUUCAUACUGUUAUUAUAAUAAUUUGACUUCAUAAAAUGGCGUCUUCUCAAGGAAAACAUAUGCCCAAAGACACACAAAUUAUUGUGUCGAUUAUGAAAGAUUUGGGAAUAACUGAUUAUGAUCAACAAGUUUUAAAUCAUCUUUUGGAGUUUAAUUACAGAUAUACAACACUACUUCUGGACGAUGCUAAGACAUUUUCAAACUUUGCAAAAAAAAAGAAUGUUGAUGCUGACGAUGUAAAAGUUGCAAUACAAUUGGCUCAAGACGGAAUAUUUUGUCGACCUCCUCCGCGUGAUGUAUUAAUGACUGCAAGUCGUGAAGUAAACAAAAUACCAUUACCUCCAGUGAAGCCUGCCAGUGGACUGCGAAUUCCUCAUGAUCGUUCAAAUUUCUUGCAAACAAACUACAGGCUUAGGAAUGAUUUGUACUCUGGAGGAAAUAUGCGUAAAGCAGACACUAAAACAACAGCUGCAGAAAUGUUGGAGGCAUCUAGAAAAAUAGAAAUUGAAGACAAUGCCUAUCCAUCAUCCAGUCAAAUGAUGAACAAUUCAAUGGAGUUUGAUUUGCAAGAAAUGAUGGAAAACCGUCAGAGUAGUCAAGAAAGCAUUGGAGAAAAUGAUAAAGAUGAACUUAUGGAUGCUCAGGCAUAUCAAAACCGUUCAUAUUCUGAUAUUGCACUUGAUGAUGCUGUUGAAAAACAACUCAGUGAUAUGUAAUUUAUUAUGACUUAAAAUAUUAUAAAAAUUCAAAAUAAUAUCAUUCUCUUUUAUUCAACAUUAUAUUUUACAUUUUACUAUAAGGCAUAGUCUACUAUUAAAAGCCUAUUAAAAUUAACAAUAAAUUAAUCAAUUAUAAGUUAUGUCUUAUAAAUUUAUAAUUUGGCAAUAAAUUAAUUUAAUUUAAAUUUAAUUGAUUAUAAUAUACUUAUUAGUUAUUUUUUUUUAUACUUUUACCAAUUUAAAAUUAAAGUAUAAGUAUAAUUAAAUUAUAGUAUUUAGAUACUAUUAAGUUUUUUUUAGUUCUUAUGUAUUUAUUUUACUUGAAAAAAUUAUCACAUGAUUAAUAAUAUUUAGAAGUUUAGUUAAAUAUGUAAACACUUAGUUGAAGAAUUUUUUACUUUACAGUUAUUACUGUUUUUAUAAGCUAUAAACAAGAAUACUAUACUAAAUAAGUUUUGUUGUAUUCUUUAUUUGGUAUAUAAGUGCAUUUGAAGAUUUAUAAAUAUUAAAUAUAUAGGACAUUAUAAGAUUAAGAA
This is a messenger RNA of Rhopalosiphum padi (bird cherry-oat aphid), 1462 nucleotides long. RefSeq names its product transcription initiation factor TFIID subunit 9-like. Gene Ontology annotation, molecular function: protein heterodimerization activity; RNA polymerase II general transcription initiation factor activity; transcription coactivator activity. Lineage: Eukaryota; Metazoa; Arthropoda; Insecta; Hemiptera; Aphididae. The record is from RefSeq and is a predicted model, not a curated record. The coding region runs from base 243 to 923 and encodes 226 amino acids. The transcript has 6 exons. Gene Ontology annotation, cellular component: SAGA complex; transcription factor TFIID complex. Gene Ontology annotation, biological process: DNA-templated transcription initiation; RNA polymerase II preinitiation complex assembly.